AAUUGGUUGCAUGGUCUAUUUAUUUCUGAUCUCCCUUCUAGGCAGCUCUGGUGAACUGAGUGUUUUGCACCUCUUUGUAACAGAAAAAUCACCAUGUGGUCUCUCCUUGGCUGCUUCCUCCUCGGUGCUUUCCUAGCCACAGGUACUUGUCUUCAGUGUGAGGUGUGCUAUGGUGGAGGCAGCAACUGUACUGGAGAAAUGAAGACUUGUGGUGCUGGUCAAGAUACCUGCAUUAUCAGUCUGAUGGAGUAUUUACAACCUCCCAUGACAAUCACAUCUGUCGCUAAGGACUGCGGCUCAUCCAGCUUCUGCAAAAUUGGUGCUGAAGAGAUAAAUCUUGGGAGUGGAGUGUGGUUGAGAUCAAAUAGGGUCUGCUACAAGGAUAAUCAAUGUGGAACAGCCUCACUUCCUGGUAUGUACUGUCUUGUCUAUAAGAUCAAGAAACUUGAAUGGCUGCCCUCUAAUUUGAUGGCUGACCUUCCAUUUCUCUCCAUAGUGCUGCCACCAUCAGACACCAAACCCAAUGGUCUCCAGUGUUCUGGCUGUGUUGGGAUGUUUUCCACCAAGUGCAAUGAAAAGCCUGUUGCCUGCAAUGGAGAAGAGACCAAGUGCAUCAACAUUGCUGGGAGCAUCACAGCGGUUCAGACCAUGGAUAUUUCCUUCAAGGGAUGCGCUAAUGAGGCUUUCUGUACCAUGCUCAAUUUGGGGCCAAGAAUGUUUGCAGGAAUCAGUGUGGAUCUGACUAAGGCUGAAUGUAAUGCAGCUUUUUCCACCAAAGCUCUGUAACCAGCUGACUCUUACAUCGCAGAAUGUCAUUGCCGCACCACAUCUUUCUUAUCUAAAUAGCUUGCCCUUCUUCACAUGCUGACUUUCUUGUUGAGUAGUUGAUUAGCUUCUCACAAAAUCAAAUCAAAUCAAAAAAUAAAUAAAUAACUGAAGAACUUGAUUAUAAAUACAUCCUUGCAGUGCAAUACCUGUGUCUACCACUUGAGACAGCAUAUGCUCCUUUAGAAAGAAUCCACCAAUAUAAUAGAGAGGGAGAUUUUUUUUUGUAUGGCAGUUUAAACUCUUCCUUGAGUUUAAAAAUCAAGUGGGUAAAUGACCAGAUCAACAGGGAAUCACGUUGGAUAUUCUCUCUGUGUGUGCGAAAAUCAUUUGUUCCAGAAACAGAGAAGAAGUUUCAAGAAGCAGCAGAUAGCUG
Molecule: messenger RNA, 1201 nt
Organism: Lacerta agilis (Sand lizard)
Lineage: Eukaryota; Metazoa; Chordata; Lepidosauria; Squamata; Lacertidae
Product: phospholipase A2 inhibitor subunit gamma B-like
Exons: 6
Coding region: 94-786 (230 amino acids)
Cellular component (GO): extracellular region
Molecular function (GO): phospholipase inhibitor activity
Source: RefSeq, a predicted model, not a curated record